UGGACUGAGUCUGGUCCUUGUUCUUGUCUCAGGGAGGAGAGGGAGCGCUGGAUCCGGGCCAAGUACGAGCAGCGUCUGUUCGUGGCGUCGCUGCCCGGCGCCGACCUCCCUCUGGGGCAGCAGCUCCUGAGGGCCACGGCCGAGGAGGACCUGCGCCUGGUGGUCCUGCUGCUGGCUCACGGGUCGAGGCAGCAGGUCAACGAGACCUGCGGGGACGGAGACGGACGCAACGCGCUGCACCUCGCCAGCCGCAAGGGCAAUGUGGUCGUCACGCAGCUCCUCAUCUGGUACGGCGUGGACCUGAUGGCGAGGGACGCCCACGGUAACAGUGCGAUGGCAUACGCCCGCCAGGCGAGCAGCCAGGAGUGCGUUGACACGUUGGCUCAGUACGGCUGCCCCGACGAGCGCUACCCGCUCAUGGCCACGCCCAACCUGCCGCGCCGCAACACCAACCGCAACAACAACGCCGCGCUCAUAUGAGUCCAAUCGGACAAAAACAGACUUGUAUUUUGAAGGGGGGGACCACUUCCUGCUGUGAGACUGACUACAAGGGAAAGAACCUCCCAAAAGCAUUGUGGGAAAUGUGGUUCCACAAUCGACUGUGACGAACCUCAUCUUUAAUUUAACUCGUGAAAAAAACACACUCUGAACCAAUCAUAUCGUCGGUUCUUCGUCAUCAUCAUCGUGGCUCCGCCUCUUUUUUUAAUUUCAUGAAUUCUGUGAACUCUUUAGAAGAUAUCUGGAUGUUUAAGAGGAGGAAAGAAGAAGCAGAGUGAUAGAUCGCAUGUCCUAUAGACUCUCUGCUUUCUUUAACUGAAGACGUUUUUCUUGGAUUAUGUAAAUUUAUCUCGAUGUUCAUCGCUGGACCAAUCGUUUCGUUUAUUUCUGGGUGUAUAAAGUCCAUCGAUGCGGCUCAGGGACAACCCGUCCUCUUUGUUUUCACUUUUUAACUUUAAGUCAAACUCCAGAUGACUGAAAACACAACGUCCAAAAAUGUCUUUUCUUUGUCGUUCUCAAUCUGCAGAUUAUUCUCCUAAAAUAUCCAACAUGGCCGCCACAGUUCACCAGAACCAGAAGACCAAAAAGCCCCAAAAACAACAAAGAUAUAUAUGAUAUGAAUCGAUGUAAAUAUUAAAGGCUGGAGGCAGUUGAGUUGAGACGCCUUCAGGGUUCUGGUUCUGGUUUAUUUAUUUAUUGUAAAGUGAAACGACAGAAAGAUUCUGUGAAUGAUGGAUUUAUCUGAUUCUGAGGGUUAAAAGGAAACAAAAAAGGGAAUUAUUCUUCUUCUUCAGGUGUUUUUCUGUCAAUUCAUUUCAGCUGAAACUCAUUUUCACUGUGUUUCCUCCAAUUACGUCCAAUCAGAUCGUCUCCCUGAUAUCGGCUCAGCGAAUCACAAAGAAGGGCUUCUUCUUCUCUGGUCUGUAAACUUGUUGUAAAUAAUCUCUUUCAGCGGCGACACUGUGGAACUUAGAGAACACAGGAAGUACUAAAACAGGAAGUGGUUUUAUUCUGACGGGGUUUUGUUUUUGGACUGAAUGUGUUUCGGCUCAUCGGAGGCCUCAACACCAGUAAACCAGUGGUUCCCAACACAAAGGGCUGUAAUCAAGACCACUUCAGUCCAGUCCGAGACCAGGUCUGAGCAGUCAAGACUGAGUCCAGAUGUGGACUCGUUUUGAGUCAAGACUGAGUCUAAAUUUAAACAAGCUUGAGGUCAAACGUAGUCAAGUUUUGGCCAUUGACCAGUGAAACCAGAACAUUGCUCAUUUAAAGAUCCUCUGGUCUAAAGAUCCUCUGGUCUAAAGAUCCUCUGGUCUAAAAAUCCUCUGGUCUGAAGAUCCUCUGGUCUGAAGAUCCUCUGGUCU
Anarrhichthys ocellatus (wolf-eel) is the source of this 1862-nucleotide messenger RNA. Its product is annotated as arf-GAP with GTPase, ANK repeat and PH domain-containing protein 1-like. The transcript is spliced from 2 exons. The record is from RefSeq and is a predicted model, not a curated record. Gene Ontology annotation, biological process: activation of GTPase activity. Gene Ontology annotation, molecular function: protein binding; GTPase activator activity; GTPase activity. NCBI's taxonomy places the organism in Eukaryota, Metazoa, Chordata, Actinopteri, Perciformes, Anarhichadidae. The annotation marks the transcript as partial.